Messenger RNA from Cajanus cajan (pigeon pea), 1651 nucleotides. Its product is annotated as Phospholipid/glycerol acyltransferase family protein. The record is from RefSeq and is a predicted model, not a curated record. Gene Ontology annotation, cellular component: endoplasmic reticulum. Lineage: Eukaryota; Viridiplantae; Streptophyta; Magnoliopsida; Fabales; Fabaceae. Gene Ontology annotation, molecular function: lysophosphatidylethanolamine acyltransferase activity. Gene Ontology annotation, biological process: phospholipid metabolic process.
UAUUGAGUUAUCAUCAUAUUUUGUUUGAAAAAACAGCUCGCACAGUUGAUGAAAAAAAAACCGCACCCAGCAAGGAUGAAGAUCGCGUGAGUAGUUUCCAUCAGAUCCGCAUAAGCGAAAGGAGCAUCGUGUUCCUUUAUCUCUCUCUCUCUCUCUAAAACCCUAAAUCCACCCAACGAAGGAAGGGAAACCAAACCCCAAUGACUAAUUAAUUAAUUAAUUAAUCUCAAUCUCACUUUCCUCCGAUCAACCAUGGCCAUGGAGUCCGAACUCAAAGACCUCAAUUCCAAGCCCCCCAACGGCCACACCGUCACCGACCACCGUCCUCUGCUCAAGUCCGACUCCACCGUCUCCUCCUCCGCCGACACCAUCGCCGAGAUGGAGAAGAAGUUCGCCGCCUACGUCCGCCGCGACGUCUACGGCACCAUGGGGCGCGGCGAGUUGCCGCCCAAGGAGAAGCUCCUUCUCGGUUUCGCUCUGGUUACUCUUCUCCCCAUAAGAGUUGUUCUGGCCUUCACAGUCUUGCUCCUCUAUUACUUAAUUUGUAGGCUUUGCACUCUCUUCUCUUCGCCCAAUCGCGACGAGGAGCAGGAAGAUUACGCUCACAUGAGUGGUUGGAGGAGAACCGUUAUUGUUUCAUGUGGACGCGCCCUCUCCAGAGUCAUGCUCUUCGUUUUCGGCUUUUAUUGGAUUUCGGAGUCCAACUUCCCCUCUCAGUCUCAGGAAGACAAGGAUCAACCUGAAGAGUUGGGGAGACCUGGAGUAAUAAUAUCUAAUCAUGUGUCAUACUUGGAUAUUUUGUAUCACAUGUCAUCAUCAUUCCCAAGUUUUGUUGCCAAGAGAUCAGUGGCUAAACUUCCUCUUGUUGGUCUCAUCAGCAAGUGCCUUGGUUGUGUAUAUGUUCAGCGGGAAUCAAAGUCAUCAGACUUCAAGGGUGUUUCAGCUGUUGUCACUGAUAGAAUCCGAGAAGCUCAUCAGAACAAAUCUGCUCCAUUAAUGAUGUUAUUUCCAGAAGGUACAACGACAAAUGGAGAGUACCUCCUUCCAUUCAAGACUGGUGGUUUUUUGGCAAAGGCACCAGUACAUCCUGUGAUUUUAAGAUAUCAUUACCAGAGAUUUAGUCCCGCUUGGGAUUCCAUAUCUGGGGUACGCCAUGUGAUAUUUCUCCUCUGUCAGUUUGUGAAUUAUAUGGAGGUGAUUCGAUUACCUGUUUAUCAUCCUUCACAGCAGGAGAUGGAUGAUCCCAAACUAUUUGCUAAUAACGUUAGAAGGUUGAUGGCUACUGAGGGUAACUUGAUACUUUCUGAUAUUGGGCUAGCUGAAAAACGAAUAUAUCAUGCCGCUCUCAAUGGUAAUAAUAGCCUGCCUAGUGUUUUGCAUCAGAAAGACGAAUGAUAAUUUCAUGGCCCCAGUCUCAAAUGAAAUGUAGUUCCAGUCGAGUUUUUAUUUCAAACUUAGUAUCUGCUUUUGAAUGGACAGAUUGAGUGAGGGGUGUUUAUAAUAGCUAAAUAGUAUACAUUCACCUAACAUUGUUUAUGAAAUGUAUUUGUGUAAUUUUCUUGUAAAUAACGUGACCAAUAAUAUGUUUUAAUUGCUGGAGAACUCCAUUGAGGCUCACAAUUCAAUAUUAAAAACUGUUAUCGUUCGUUCC